Molecule: messenger RNA, 1104 nt
Organism: Mucor velutinosus
Lineage: Eukaryota; Fungi; Mucoromycota; Mucoromycetes; Mucorales; Mucoraceae
Product: mannose-1-phosphate guanyltransferase
Exons: 1
Coding region: 1-1104 (367 amino acids)
Biological process (GO): negative regulation of transcription by RNA polymerase II; positive regulation of transcription by RNA polymerase II
Molecular function (GO): zinc ion binding; RNA polymerase II cis-regulatory region sequence-specific DNA binding; DNA-binding transcription factor activity, RNA polymerase II-specific
Source: RefSeq, a predicted model, not a curated record
AUGAAUUACUACGAUAAUUAUCCACUCUAUUACUAUUCGCAAGACAACGCUAGUCUCGAAGAGCAAUUGAAUUUGUUCAAUCAACAAGCAACAAAAGAGCUGUCAGUGGAACAGCUACUAUCGACACCUAUCCCAACAAUGUAUAUUCCUCAACCAUCUUAUCAAGCGCAACCACAGCAGUAUCAGCCAUCAUCACCUUCAUCAUCCCUGUCAUCUUCUCCAAGUGAUAAAGAUAGCCAGAGUCCAAUUUUGCAUGAUCAAUUUCUGGAUGAAUUGUUCAUCCCUGAAAUGGAACUACACCAACUUCCCACGCUCGCAACAGCAGUGUCUUCUUGUAAUCACAAUAACAAGGUAGUGAAGGCGAAAAAGAAGCCUUUGUCGUACAAGAAAUCUUAUCCUCCAGGUCAAUGCACAUUGCCCAUUCGUGUCGCAACACAUAAGCCAGUUCGACCGCCUCGACAUUUGGAGUGUUUUAACUGUAAGAUCACAAAAACUCCUUUAUGGCGUCGCACGCCGGAUAGAUUACAAACACUUUGCAAUGCAUGUGGAUUAUACUACAAACAAUACAAUCAACACAGACCAAUCCAUAUCAGACACAAGCCCACAGGCGUGAAUACAACUACAAGCACUCCUGCUCUGUUGCGCCCACCUUCCUAUCAGCAAGAAAAGUGGAUUGCACCCAUCGAAUUUGAGCAGCAACAUCAGCACCAGCAAUCGCCCUCACCAUCCUCCUCGCCGCGUUCAGAACAACACGAUGACAUUGAAUGCAUCAACUGUCAACAAACCAAUACUCCUUUGUGGCGUAAGAAUGAGAACGGAGACCCUUUAUGCAAUGCCUGUGGUUUGUAUGCCAAACUCAAUCAUCGCAACCGGCCCGUUGAGAUGAGAAAAUCCACCAUUCAAAGGCGAAGAAGAGACUGGGCCUCUUCUUGUGAUGCAGCAUCCCAGCAGCAAUCAUCGCUAACAAAAUCAGACUCCAUGGCUCCCUUUCUAACCACAUUUCCGUCGGCCGAGGUCUCUGAUAUGAACAAGGCUGAAAUUCAGGAUUAUCUGGGCUUAUUAGAACAUAAAUGUGAUUUGCUUCGACAUGUUCUUGAUAAAUAA